AUGCCACAAAAUCCAAAUGCUGUUGUCAAGAGUGUGUUAUCAAGCCCGCUUUUGACGAAUCCAAACCGAUGGCUCUGGGAUGUGCCGAAAAAGCAUGCACACCAUUUAAUAGAGGAACAGUAUUACUCUCGGAAUAAGCUUGCGGCAAACGUUUUUGCACAGAUGUUGACAUCAGUUUCUGCGGUAUCAUUGGAUGAGGUGAUUCCCAAAGGCAACUCAAUACCCGUACCUCCAAUGGUCAAGAAUACAGCGCAGGCACAGCUUGUACCAAGUUUUGACAAGUCACGUAACGAGCCAUAUCGUGCGAUUAUAAAUAACAAGCACUAUAUCGAAGUAUUACUGAAGAAACCCAAAUUGGCUGGAAGGUAUAAGCCAGCAUUGGCUGCAAAGUUGGGAUUACAGAAGAGAGCAGAAACACAAUUUGUUUCUGAUAUGCCAAGCAUUGUUGAGAAUUAUUACAAAACAAAAAUUCAAUCUUUGCUUGAACAAAUUGAAAUAACUGAACAGAAUAACGUUGAAAAGGAGGCAAUUGGAAAUCAAGGCAUACUCUUGACUACUAUAGAGCAAAACCAACCUUUUCAAUGGAAGAAUGGCUGUUUGGAAAUUGAAAAAACAUUGUUUGGUAUUGAAAACGAUCAAGUUGUCGAUUUUAAAACGCAGUCUGAGCUAGCACAUUUACUUGUUGCAUACAUGGAUUUUCUCAAUUGA
This is a messenger RNA of Lodderomyces elongisporus, 708 nucleotides long. RefSeq lists its product as uncharacterized. The transcript has a single exon. Lineage: Eukaryota; Fungi; Ascomycota; Pichiomycetes; Serinales; Debaryomycetaceae. The coding region runs from base 1 to 708 and encodes 235 amino acids. The record is from RefSeq and is a predicted model, not a curated record.